Molecule: messenger RNA, 791 nt
Organism: Ectocarpus sp. CCAP 1310/34
Lineage: Eukaryota; Phaeophyceae; Ectocarpales; Ectocarpaceae
Source: the annotation of a GenBank genome assembly
GUGUUUGCCCCUCGAGGAAAGCCACAUUGGGAUGAGCUCUGCUGGACACGAAGAGCGCACUGCUGCGAGCGAACAGAUCCGCCCGCCGGUGCAGGAGGGCCGCGAUGCGAAGCUUGCAAGUUUGCAACUGCAGAUUUCGCAAUUGGCGGUCCUGGUGGAGGGUUUGGUGAAGAAGAAGGAGCCUGGCAGCGUCGUGGCGGAUGCAGCCAGUAAGGGGCGGCUGGGUUGCUGCCCCCGAAGACCAACAAGAGCCCCUUCAGCCGCACGGCGGAGGCGGGGGAUUUCUCCAGCAGCAAGCGAGAGAUGCUGGGCAAGGAGCCCGGCAGCUGCUGAAGGCGGCUGGGCCAGCAGAUCGGGAGCGAACCCUGUUGGACCAGCCGGAGUGGGCCCGGGCAUAGGACCGGACUACGGGGAAGCGAGGGGGUUAAACCCCCAAGGUGAGAUACCCGUGCUUCGAGGAAAUGGAGAAUUCCUCGACGGCUACAGCAGUAGCCACAUGAAGAGAGUACAGUCAAUGCCCCUCGUCUCGAAGGGGAGAGUCGCGGCCAUGGGUAUGACUCGUGGAGAAAGUCGCUUAUCCAAGCGGCCAAGACUGUAGGACUGGACGGCCAAUUGAUCGGCAACAACGAGUGACAUGCACCUGUCGGCAACCGAAAUGUGCCAAGCUCGGAGCUGUUCCACCUCCAAUACACCAGCGACGAGGUCCUGAGGGGCCUCCAAGCGUUCUAUUUUGUGACCACUGCCAUCGUCAGAGAAGCCGACAAGGCGAUCUUGAACAAAUGCGAGACCAC